Messenger RNA from Eupeodes corollae, 588 nucleotides. RefSeq names its product myrosinase 1-like. The coding region runs from base 1 to 588 and encodes 195 amino acids. Lineage: Eukaryota; Metazoa; Arthropoda; Insecta; Diptera; Syrphidae. Gene Ontology annotation, molecular function: beta-glucosidase activity. Gene Ontology annotation, biological process: carbohydrate metabolic process. The record is from RefSeq and is a predicted model, not a curated record. The transcript has 4 exons.
AUGGUAAGAGAUAUCACACGAAACAGUCAUGAAGAGGGAAGAUUCAGAUCGCGAUUACCAAGUCUCGAUGGGGAAUGGAAAGAAAUUAUCAGAGGCUCAGCUGAUUUCUUUGGUCUCAAUUACUAUUCGUCGAGUUUAUUAGAACUUCCUUCGGAGCCCUUAGGUCAGAGCCCUUCAUUUGAACGAGAUCUAAAUGUUGAAGUUAUAGGAGACAGUUCAGUUUGUGAUCCAGCAGGUCUGGAAAGUCUGUUGCAUUGGAUAAAGAAAGAGUACAACAAUAUUCCGAUGAUAGUCACAGAAAAUGGUUGGCGUGAUGAGGGGGAAAUUGAAGAUUACAAUAGAACUUAUUACUUGAAAGGACAUUUACAAGCCGUAUUAAAUGCUGUAAAUUCUGGUUGCAAUGUAUAUAGUUAUACUCAUUGGAGUUUACUUGACAACUUUGAAUGGGUGUUUGGAUAUACGCAAAGUUUAGGACUUUAUGGAGUUGAUAGGACUAGCCCUUUAUUAGAACGAUAUGCAAAAAAGUCUGCACGUUUUUACAAAAAAGUCAUAGAAAAAAGAAUAUCACCAAAUCAAUUUGCUGUAUAA